This is a messenger RNA of Chelonia mydas (Green sea turtle), 4271 nucleotides long. It is a transcript of the gene HOXA3, whose product is annotated as homeobox A3. The record is from RefSeq and is a predicted model, not a curated record. The transcript is spliced from 5 exons. Gene Ontology annotation, molecular function: DNA-binding transcription factor activity, RNA polymerase II-specific; RNA polymerase II cis-regulatory region sequence-specific DNA binding. Gene Ontology annotation, cellular component: nucleus. Lineage: Eukaryota; Metazoa; Chordata; Testudines; Cheloniidae. The coding region runs from base 2204 to 3433 and encodes 409 amino acids. Gene Ontology annotation, biological process: regulation of transcription by RNA polymerase II.
AACAAGUCUUUGAUACUCCCUGACCGAAAAGCUGUUACUAUAACUAAAUUACACAAAAUAAAGGAACUGAAAUCUAGUUUCUUACUUACCAAAACAAUUAUUUUGAUGCAAAUCCGUGUAUUCAACAUAGUUGAAAAUAAAAAUAUCAACGAGAAUAUUUUUAGAGUUCAACUGCAACUUCAAUAAAUAUUGACUUAUCUCAAUUAUUGUUUAAAUGAUUCCUUUUUAAAAAGGGAAACAGAGCAGUUAUUAAUUUGAGAUGAACGAUUCCUUGCCUUUGUACGUUCAUUCUUUGAAUGCAGCACACACUGGUCUCUGGUGUAGAAUGUCUGGUCAAAAGACCAUUCAUUUAAAAUUCUAACACACAUCACAUUUUGUGUGUGUUUAUUUAACCAUGCCGGUAUAGAGCAAGCAAAUCACUCCAAACAUCCAGUUGUUAGAACAUAUACAGUGCCAGUGAAGUAAUCGCUUUAUAAAAUAAUGAACUUGGGGGCAAAAAUUCAACCAUUGCCCCAAUCUUGACUAUUUAAAGCAACCGUUUAGCAUGUUAGUUUCAUAGCUAACAAAUGUUAAACUGAGUAGCUGUCUUGCGGGCUUUAUGAUUCCCAAAGAAGAAAGGAGAGAUACAGUUGAUACAUUCCAUAACGUUUACAUUUUCCCGCUAUUUUUUUUUUUUUAAUUUUCCCUUAGAAGUAGUGACCUGGGCAAAGCACCCUGCUAUCUAAAAGACACUGUUAUAGACCUUUUAGAAAAACUAAGUCCAAGGCCGAGGUGAACUUCAGGUCACCGCGUCUAACAAAUAUGAAAAUGUCGGCUGGUGAAGGGCACGCCUUGUUGUUUAACAAAGACUGUCAAUGUGUAAGAUUAAUAAGAAACAAAAUGCACACGGUGUCACUUUUCGGUCACUUUGAAACUUGGGACAGGGUUGCAUUCAAGAGGGAAAGCUGGGGCUAAAUAUAUUCAAAAUGGUUCAAAUCAGAUUCAAGCCAGGCUGCUCGAGAGUCUUUCUCUCUGUCCACCCUCUCUGGUGCAUGGACACGUUAAAAAGUGUACUUGAAUUAUUAUUUUUUAAGUCUUUGGUUGUAAAACUAUUUUUAUCCGCGCGCAUGGAAGUCAGCAGAUGGGCUUGUAUGUUUCACGAGAACUCUGUUAGACUGUUUGGGUAGGCAUGAGAUUGGAGCUUGUUGGUGCAUGAAGAUUAGAUAUCGCACUAUCAACUUCGUUUCAGUGAAUUCCCAAUCGCGUCUAUCGCAAGAUUAAGCUGGUAAACUUCUGGUCAUAUGUUAAUUGUUUAAGCGUGUGAAAUAUGGUCUGAUUUUUUAAAUUAAAAAUAAAGGUUUUUUGUUUUGUUUUUGGUUUGUUUGUUUGUUUGUUUGUUUUUAAAGCUGGGAUGGUGCUACAAGUUGGGUAACGGGAAAUAUCCGAGGAUGGUUCUGAGAUUGUUUAUUACAUCCAUAAAUCUUGCAGUAAAAUGUCGAAAUGGCCGUGUGUAAGAUAACACUUGGUGGUCUUGGCUGGGUUCUUGUUUAUGAUAACAAAACCACAAAGACAAGGAACAGGCCUUUGGAGAUCCUGCAUAAGCACAUCUUCACAGGCUGCUGGAACCACAGGAAAAACAGGCUUCAUCUGAGCAGCUGAGGUCACCUUGUAGAUUUACAAUCGCGUGCAAAAUUGUAUUAUUUUCUGUUUCACUGAGAAACACAGCUACACAGUAGAAAGAAGUACAGUUGAACAAGUAUCCUUUGAAGUGUAAUCACGGUAAAUAUUAUUAAUUAGAACCUGGGAAGCUCUCCGAAUACAACACUCAGCAUACAAAAUAAGCCGUUCUGAAAGGCAUUCUCUUGGAAAAAGUCUGUGAAGACGCAAAGGAUUUUCCUGGAAAAAAAAAAGUGGUCAUGUGUAAAGACACAGCAUCUUGGCUGUCUGCUAAAAAAAUGUAUACUGCCUUGUUGGAGAAUCAGCCCCGGUCUGCAAAAUAUCACAUGGCAGAUUAUCAUCAUUUAAGAACUCCAGUGCACCGAAAAAGACGAUUUACUGAGCGAUAACAGCAGGAAACAAUUCAGUCCACUGUUAGAAGUUUUAGGAGGUCUACCAGGAGAGGCCAUUGGAGGAAGAACGUCACGUGACAGAGGGGUGCCAAUGUUAUUCUUUAAGGGUGUCAAGACCCUGUCAGUUUGUGAAAUAAAUAUUGGGAAACAACGAAAUGCAAAAAGCGACCUACUACGACAGCUCUGCAAUCUAUGGUGGCUACCCCUACCAAGGAGCAAAUGGUUUCACUUAUAAUGCUAGUCAGCAGCAAUAUCCUCCAUCUUCAUCACUUGUGGAAACUGAAUAUCAUCGACCUGCUUGCUCUUUACAGUCACCUGGCAGUUCUGUGUCCCACCAUAAGACCAAUGAAAUCAAUGAGAGUUGCAUGAGGACCAUCACUAGCCAACCCAUUCAGCCCCCAGUUAUUUCAGAGCAGCAACAGCCUCCAGCCCAGCAGGCACCACCUCCACCUCCACCCUCUGUCUCACCACCUCAAAAUGCCAGCAGCAAUUCUGCCCCAGCUAACACUACCAAGAGCCCAGUUAUUAACUCACCCACCAUGUCCAAACAAAUAUUCCCAUGGAUGAAAGAGUCUCGACAAAAUACAAAGCAGAAAAACAGCAGUUCCAGUUCAGGUGAGAGCUGUGCUGGUGAUAAAAGCCCUCCAGGGCAAGCCUCCUCUAAAAGAGCACGUACAGCUUAUACAAGUGCCCAGCUGGUAGAACUGGAAAAGGAGUUCCACUUCAAUAGAUACCUCUGCAGGCCAAGAAGGGUAGAAAUGGCUAAUUUGCUCAAUCUCACAGAAAGACAAAUCAAAAUAUGGUUUCAGAACCGCAGAAUGAAAUAUAAAAAGGAUCAAAAGGGAAAGGGCAUGAUGACCUCUUCAGGAGGACAGUCCCCAAGCAGAAGUCCUGUGCCUCCAGCUCCUGGGGGGUAUUUAAACUCUAUGCAUUCUUUAGUAAACAGUGUUCCCUAUGAGCCCCAGUCUCCUCCAUCAUUUAACAAGCCUCAUCAAAAUGCCUAUGGCAUCCCUGCAUCAUAUCCGGCUCCUCUCAAUAAUUGUCCGCCUCCUCAAAAGAGAUACACGGGGACAGCAGCGGUUACUCCUGAAUAUGAUACUCACCCUCUUCAAGGCAACAGUUAUGGAAAUCCACAUAUACAGGGAAGCCCCGUCUAUGUGGGGGGCAACUAUGUGGACACCAUGACCAAUUCUGGGCCUUCCAUCUUUGGUCUAACUCAUCUCCCUCAUCCUUCCUCUGCCAACAUGGACUACAGUGGGACUGGGCCAAUGGGCAACAAUCACCACCAUGGACCUUGUGAUCCACACCCAACAUAUACAGACCUUACUUCUCAUCAUCCUUCUCAGGGAAGAAUUCAGGAAGCGCCCAAACUCACCCAUCUGUAACAGACAUGAGUUACUAAGUGGAAUGAAGUCCCCAACUUUUUAAAAGUACUUCCCACCCUUCCCUCCCAUCUCCCUCUAUUUUUGUUUUUGUUUUGUUUUGUUUGGUAAAGCGUUCUAUAGUUUACGUGACGUAGCAAUAUUUGUUGCUUGAAUUGCUCUAUAGUUUCAAUAGUGGAUAUUUAUCUUCUUGAACUGUAGCCUUGUGUCUCGCUUUGGGAGUAUACAUAGGCUUUAUACUUUACUUCUACACUUUUAUCAAAACAGGGUAUAUGAACAAAUUUUCUAUAACAAUAAUUCUGAAAUGUGAAUUUGUUCGUACAAAUUGAUUGAUUGAUCCCACAGGGAAGCAAUUUUUUAUUGCACUUCUUUUAAAUAGCGAGAAAGAAAUCAAAGGCGCUUGAACAGGGGCUCCCUGGACAAUUAUUAAUACGUGUUAAGUCUUUCAAUGUGUGUAUGCUGGUGAACAUUCAGAUUUAUUUAUAUUUUUUUUAAAACAUUGAAUAAUCUAAGUGUUUAAAAUUUUAUUUAUCCCCAUCUGUUCAUAUUUAUAUAUAUAUAUAAAAUUCUGUACCAUGAAUAUUCAGGAGGUAUUUACCUGGCCGUAUGUUAGAUGGCAUAUUGGCAUAAGUAGGAAAUAUCAUUUGAAAGGAAACUAUUACUCCUUUAUUUAAAAAUAUAAUAAUGCAAUAAAAUCUGAAAAAUUGAUCACAAAUUGAAUAAUUUAUGCUUGUAACAUCCAGCUAAAUGGAAAAUGUGUAAACCUGAAAAGACUAGAUUUGUUUUGAAAGUUAUACAUUCCUUGCUGCUCACAUUCUGACAAAAAUAAAGUUUUUAUUCU